Molecule: messenger RNA, 1191 nt
Organism: Hemiscyllium ocellatum (epaulette shark)
Lineage: Eukaryota; Metazoa; Chordata; Chondrichthyes; Orectolobiformes; Hemiscylliidae
Product: ras-like protein family member 11A-like
Exons: 4
Coding region: 360-1103 (247 amino acids)
Molecular function (GO): GTPase activity; GTP binding
Source: RefSeq, a predicted model, not a curated record
CAGACCAGAACAGUUUAUGUCACAGAAGAGUCCAGUUUGGGGACACGAUUGGCAGCAGCUUAUUUUGUUUCAAAUUUCCAUUGCUCGCUGAAGCCAGAAUAUUUGUUGUAAGUUUGGGAAGGAAGGAGGGUAGAAAAGUUUCUUUUUUCAUAGAAUUUGGUAAAGUACAACAUUGCACCGUCUCAGUUUGGCGUUGGCUCAGAGGCCAUCAGGGUAAGCAGGAACACUGAGUUCUAGCAGGAUACUAGCAGAGGGAUCAUCAAGAGUAAGGCAGGGCUGGUCAGAGCAGUUCGCAAAGCGUUUCGUUUUGCCAGUUUUUAUCUUCUUCCCCUUGCCCGUCUUAAUGUGCAGUUUUAUAAAUGCGUCUCCUCCAGAACACCAUGUCAAAUCCGAGUAACUUCCUACUGCUCCCCAUACCGGAGAUCCCGAUGCUCGACUACUUGCAUAACCGAAACGUGAAGAUCGUGGUCCUGGGAGCAAGGAGAGUUGGCAAGACUGCCUUGAUUGUACGGUUUCUCACAAAACGGUUCAUCGGAGAUUAUGAGCCAAACACAGGAGCUCUAUACUCCAGAUCAAUUAGCAUUGAUGGUGAUCAAAUUUCAUUGCAAGUGCAAGACACUCCCUGUAUUAAUCAGGCAGAUGGAGAUGAUUCUAGUAGUCCAGAUAUUAUAUCCCGAUCACUUCAUUGGGCAGAUGGUUUUGUUUUUGUCUUUUCACUUACGGACACAGAAAGCUGGAAAGCACUCCGUCCACUCCAUCAGCAAAUCAGGAAGAUUUAUCCUAACACCAGACUUCCAUUUGUGCUAAUAGGAAACAAGGCUGAUUUACCGCACGCACGACAAGUGGAAACCAGUGAAGGCAUUCAAUUGGUGAAUGAGAUAGGAGGGACUUAUUUUGAAGUUUCUGCCAGAGAAAAUUAUAAUGAGGUCUAUGAUGCAUUCCACCAAGUUUGCCAAGAAGUUUGCAAAGUGAUUGGAAACAAUAAUGGGGAGAAGAGAAGAGGUCUGCUUUUAGGCAGGCCAAAAUCACCGAAUAUGCAAGAUCUUGGAAGACGGUUAAAACAGGCUCUUUCUUCUAAAGUGAAAUCCACUGCUUCUGUAUAAAACUCAUUUGGAUGAGUUUCCAAGUGCUAAGAUUGUUUUUCUUUACCUUGAAAAUAAAUAAGACAAGGUAACUAACACAUGAAUAGAA